Messenger RNA from Coniophora puteana RWD-64-598 SS2, 831 nucleotides. RefSeq lists its product as uncharacterized. The transcript has 10 exons. NCBI's taxonomy places the organism in Eukaryota, Fungi, Basidiomycota, Agaricomycetes, Boletales, Coniophoraceae. The coding region runs from base 1 to 831 and encodes 276 amino acids. The record is from RefSeq and is a predicted model, not a curated record.
AUGGCCGUGCUUAUUUGGGACGGCGCACUGAUGAUGAGAAGAGAAUUUCGAUCGAUGCAAAAGAUCAAGAGUGUCGUCCUCAAACUCGCUUUUGCGGGCAACAGGCUCGGAGCCAUGAUGAUGCUUAUCCCAUUCUUCAGAAUCAUGUUCUCUAGUAUUACUUUGGAUAACGCAAGGGUAAAUGGAGUACUUGCCAUUGGAAUACUCUUCGUUUUCGCAGAUGCUUUCGGAAACCUCUCCGCCGUAGGCAGAAUAUUUUUACUGUGGAACAAAAGUCCGAGGGCCCUUCUCUAUCUAAUAUCAGGCGCUCUAGUAGCAUUGUGCUGUAAUCUAGCUCUCAUGGUUGCCAACAACCAUUCUGCCCCGGAGAACAUGGAAUGGGUAGACACACAGGGAAUACGCACAUGCUUGAUAAACGGAGACUGGCACAACUUCUUUAUCACCGGAAUAUUCAUCAUCGAGCUUGUAUUUGAUUUGUACGCAGCAUUGCUGAUCUGGGUUAACGUGAUGGAUAUUCCGAGAACAAGUAACUCACAGAUAAUCGGACUUCUCCACAAGCAAGGACUGUGCUUCAUGGCGGUGACGCUGCGUAUCGUCAAUCUUGUGCUAACCAUAGUCCCGGGGAGCUAUUGGGUGAUUGCUAUCAUCUUUGUUGAACCAGUCAUCGCUAUGUUAAACGCGAGGCUGAUUGUUCGAGCUUGCGAGUUCUACGAAGACAUGCAAUCCGAUGAUAAGGAAGCUAACUCUGAAGGGGUGGAGUUGGAGUCUUCAAGCGAGAAUUAUAUGGCUAUAAUCUUGUGCUCGUUUGAUUUGAGCCCCGAGUUGGUAUAA